Antechinus flavipes (yellow-footed antechinus) is the source of this 6960-nucleotide messenger RNA. RefSeq names its product signal sequence receptor subunit 1 (gene SSR1). Lineage: Eukaryota; Metazoa; Chordata; Mammalia; Dasyuromorphia; Dasyuridae. The record is from RefSeq and is a predicted model, not a curated record. The transcript is spliced from 10 exons. Bases 98 to 1066 code for a protein of 322 amino acids. Gene Ontology annotation, cellular component: endoplasmic reticulum membrane; endoplasmic reticulum.
UGCCCCGCCCACUUUAGAGCCCGGAUGAGGAGUAUCGCCAUUACCGCCGAAGCCGCCGUAAGAGCCUGUGGAGGCUGAAAAGCCCACUGGCCGCACCAUGAGAUUCCUCUCCCGUUUGAUCCUGUUAGUGCUACUCGUCUUCCCCACUGCGUUGCUGCUCGGGGGCGGCCCCGGAGGGUCAAUAGCAGUGGCCCAAGAUGCCACAGAGGAUGAAGAAGCACUAGAAGAUACAAUAGUUGAAGAUGAAGAUGAUGAAGCAGAAAUAGAAGAAGAUGAACCCACAGAUUUGGCAGAAGAAAAAGAAGAAGACCUCUCGGGCGAACCUGAAGCCUCACCAAGUGCAGACACAACUAUCUUAUUUGUAAAAGGAGAAGAUUUCCCAGCAAAUAACAUUGUGAAGUUCCUGGUAGGCUUUACAAACAAGGGCACAGAAGAUUUUAUUGUUGAAUCCCUAGAUGCCUCAUUCCGCUAUCCUCAGGAUUACCAGUUUUAUAUCCAGAACUUCACAGCUCUGCCUCUGAACACUGUAGUGCCACCCCAGAGGCAGGCAACAUUUGAGUAUUCUUUCAUCCCUGCAGAGCCCAUGGGUGGGCGUCCAUUUGGUCUAGUCAUCAAUCUGAACUACAAAGAUUUAAAUGGCAAUGUGUUCCAAGAUGCUGUCUUCAAUCAAACAGUUACAAUUAUUGAAAGAGAAGAUGGGUUGGAUGGAGAAACGAUCUUUAUGUAUAUGUUUCUUGCUGGACUUGGGCUCCUAGUCGUUGUUGGACUUCAUCAGCUUCUAGAAUCGAGGAAGAGAAAAAGACCAGCCCAGAAAGUAGAAAUGGGUACAUCAAACCAAAACGAUGUUGAUAUGAGUUGGAUUCCCCAAGAGACUUUGAAUCAGAUUAAUAAAGCUUCUCCAAGGAGGUUGCCCCGGAAACGGGCACAGAAGAGAUCAGUGGGAUCUGAUGAAAUGAACAAAACGUCCCCAGGGCCGCCUCUCCGAGUUGCCAAAAACAGGAAAAGUAAAACAAAACUGAUGACUUCAGAAGAGAAGAAUGACUCUCGGAACCAUCCUGUUCUAUAGCAAAGACUCACAAGGAGGAGAUGCACUGAUGUAAUCAGACCUCUCCUGCAACUGUACCACCUUAAGGGAUCCAGGUGUGAGGGCAAUUCUCUCCAGGUGACCUUGCUACAAGUAGAGAUAGACAGUGGUUGGGAUGACCAGAGGAAUGAAUAUUCUUUUCUCCUCUGUUCUGCUAUUCCAUGAACUUACUGCAGUGGUACCAACAUGAUCACCCGUCUGGGAUGAUCAUCCCUAGGGAAUUCCUCUAUAACUCACAGUCUGUGGUUUAUGAAGAAUAGUCAUCGUACCUUGUUUACAGAUGGAGGUGUCUCAGCUACACACUUCGCCUUGGCAGCCAGCAAGCAGAGUGGUGGUCACUGUCAGAUAGUACUUUAUGGUUUCACCAUAUUAGUUUAUGGUUUGUGUAACAUAACUUGUAGGUUCAUUAAGUCCUAUUGUUUCUUAACUCAUUUACAGCCCUCAGGGAGACAAAUGGCCCCUUACCAAGCUGGCCCAUUCAUAUUGGUGGUUGCAACAUGAACCUUAGCAAGAAACCAGUUCCAUCCUGGAAAAUAUUCAAGAACUUAUGUCUUAGGAGGUUAGUCAAUUUAAACAGUAACUUAUGUGGAGAAAGAAUGUAAGCACUAAGUUGAGUAAUAUUUCAUGCAAUGUACAUUAUGAUGUACUGUCAAAAUAAGAGUGGGUGGCUUCAGGAUUGGGUUCUUACCUUAUGACUCUUCUCCUGAGGUCCACUGUUGGGAUGUUCUGAAACUACUCUGCUGUUCUCUUCAGCUAACGUUGCUACAUGUAGAGAAAAAGAACAAUUCAUGGGAUGACCAGAAUCCUCUUCUCUGAUCUGCUAUUAGAUAAAUACCCUUGGGAGCAUCCAGCCACCACCCUAAGGAAAACACCCCACACAGGUAAUCCUUAGAGACAAGAGACAAAGAAUUUAGGUUGGACUAUCUCACUUUCUUUAUCCACCUCCUCUAAAACUCUUGUGGAUCUGCCGGCUUCUCCAAUCUUUCCAGUGACGCAGAUCACAGUCCUGCUCAUCCUAUGCAACACUCCUCCACAUUCCACUGAAAAUCUGCCACAAGCAAGCCCACUGCACAUGCUAGGAGCUUCCCCUAAAGUCUCAUCACUGAGGGGAUACUAGUCGAGUAUCUGAGCUGUCCAGAGUUAGCCCUGCCGUCUCCACAUGCUCAGUCCACCUUCUCUUCAGUCAAUUUACUGAUGGCCUCCUUUUUGCUCCUUCCCCUCUACAUCCUGACUGUUUCAAAGUGGCUCAUGUGAAGGGAGAUAUUUAGUGUUACCUUAUUUAUCUUCAACUAAUUUAAAGGGGAGAGGGCCUGACGACUCACCAUUCUGCCAGAAUUCAUUUACAUGGACUAAAAUUUCCACCAAAGCAAGCUAGGUAGAGUACUGUGAAUUUGGGCCAUUUGUCAGAGUUCUUAGUGACAGUGAGCCACUGCUGCUCUUCCUCCUGAACAAAAAGAAAAAGAAAAAACAAUAGGUUUCCUCAUGGGCCAUUUGGUAAAAUGCCAAAUUCUCUUGAGAUCAGUACAAUCAUGCCAACAUUUUAGGCACAAAGUCACUACCUGUAUCUUAAAGGUUAAGAGACUAUAGGAUCUAAGAACAGUAAUUUCAUACCUUCAUAAACCCUCAUCUCUUUUAAAUGGGAGAAAAUGAGUUGUAUUUCUGGUCAAAAACUUUUAUUUUACAUCUAUAUUGUACACAUUAAAUGUUGCCCAUUGCCACUUUAUCUUCUAAAUCUUUUUUUUUUCCAUUUCAACAAUAUCUAAAAAAGAAAAAAGGUGAUCUUUUUGUUAUCCCAUUGCCCACAACACCUUAGUACUGUCCCAUAUAUUAUAGUCUUCAUCCUCAGAAAUCACUUCAAAAUAAAGAUAAAAUAACUUUUUGACCUUUAUGUGACUACUCUAAAAAAAUUUGAAUGUCUAUGAUAGCAGUUAGUUUUUACUAUAUUUACAAAUAUUAUUAUCCUUUUAUUUUUCUUUUCUGGUUUGGAUCCAUAAUCUCAUCUGUAGAGGAGCACCUUCUACCAAUGCACAUCAGAGAUGCCUCUGAAGUUUAAUAAUAUUCGUUGUCUAGAAUAUUUAGAAGCAGGUAGGUGGCUCAGUGAAUAGGGCACUUGAGUCAGAGUCAGGAAGAUUUGAAUUCAAAUAUAGCCUCAGACAGUUAUGUGAAUCUGGACAAAUCACUUACUUGCUAUCUACCUCAGUUUCCCCCCACUGUAAAAUGGGGACUGUAACAGUACUUGCAAGGUUGUUGUGAGAAUCAAAAUGAGGUAAAAGAGGUCUCUCCUCAAGACCACUUAAAUCAAAGGAAAAAAAUAAUCCCUGUAACAAAGAGGCAUUUUCAAACAAAAUAGAUUUCUGAAUCAGCUCUGUGCCAAAAUAUAUAUCUCAAACUGUAUUCUGAGUCUUUGUGAAGAGAUGGUCAGGUAGCCUGCUUCAUCAUGAAUCUUUCAGCAUAUAAUGUCUUAGUACAGUAAUUAUAACAGUAUGUUUGUUCCCUUCCCCUAAGUGACUUGCUCAGGGUCAUUUAGUCAGUAUGGAGAGAGGCAUUUUUGAACCUAGCCCUUCUAGACUCCAAGACCAAUCCUUUACCUACUCUGCCAUCAUGUCCCAGCAUCCUGUGCGGAAUAACAAUAAGGGAACACUUACAAAGUGUUUUUUUACAAAGCAUUUUACCAAGGACUAUUUUGUUCUCAAGUAACCAAGAAGCUUCCAAGCAGGUCAAAGUGUUUGGCAGUAAAAAAAAUUUUUUUUACCUCUUUCAAGUACACACCAGGAGGAUGGUGAAAAACCUAAUUUUACGGAUGGAGAAAGGAGGCCCAAAGUUGAAAAGACUUGCAUAAGACCAUCGCACAAAUCAAUAUUAUAACCAAAAAGAUAACACAGCUUCUGGAGGAACAAUCGCCUUUUAAGAAUCAGGCAGAAACCUUGAGUAUAAGCUAAUGAUAGAUUGGCUCUUUAGCAAUUCUAGCAAGAAGGCUCCUGUCAUGAGAACUCCAGGCUAAAAGGAUCAUUGCCAGAGGGCUAGCUGGCAAGGACUCAGUUCUAGGUCACAGCAACUUAAAAAAGCAGGUUACUCAAUCAUUGUCUUCUGCAUCAAUACCAACACUGCAUCCUUCAAAUAAUGAAAUAUAUGUUUUACAGACAUUAUCCCUUUACUUAAUGUUAUCUUUUUUAAUGAACAAAAGCCCAUUUUCUCUCCUCAAGAUCACUUAAAGAAAAAAAAAAUCCCUGUAACAGAGAGGCAUUUUCAAACAAAAACAGAUUUCUGAAUCAGCUAUGUGCCAAAAUAUAUGUCUCAAUCUGUAUCCUGAGUCUUUGUGAAGAGAUGGGUAGGUAGCCUACUUCUUCAUGAAUCUUUUAGCAUAUAAUGUCUCCUGUUCUUUACACAAUCUUGUGAGGUAGAGUAGUGCUAGUAUUAUUAUCCCAGUUUUUCAGGAAAGAAAAUUAAUUCAGAGAGUUUCAGUGACUUACUCAAAAUCACAUGGAGAAAAACACAACCAGGAUGUCAAUCCAGAUCUCCUAAAUGAAAAUCUAGUCUUUUUCCUAUCACAGGUUGAAGGAGAUAAAAACAAAACAAACCUCAACAAUAAGUCAUGGUAAGAAAACACUUUGUCAAGUGCUUUGCUCAAACCAAUCUUUGGUACAGGGAAGACUAUAAACAUUUUUAUUAUAGGUUCAAAGAGACAAAGCAACAUAGCAAAGAUAAAUCUGCUAGUCAAUCCCCAUCCUCACCCCACCCCCACAAUGGGUGAUGAAAGUGACUGCCACUGAGAAGAGUGAAGAGAGACAGAUCCACUGAGAACUAGUUAGGGGGGUUGAGAAUCUAGGGGGAAGACUGGUAUCUAGCUUGGGAACAGUCCUGUGUACUAGGAAAAACAAGUGGGCAGAAACCUGUUACUGUUUCCAUAAGGAUGAAAUGCACUGGGACACUGUCAAAAUUAAUUUUAAUUCCAUAGAAAAGGCUUAAACAAUUAUGAAAGAACAGAGUUUCAGAAAUGACUCUUGGGCCUUUUUGGAUACCAGGUUUUACAAAAUGUAAUAGAGAUAAAGGACUCCCAAUCAAUGCAAGGUGACACCCCUUCUGAUGGCCUUAGAGAACUGCUAGGAAUUGGGAGGCUAAGUGACUUGUAUAGGGUCACUCCAUCAGUAUUUGUAACAGGCUGAUUCCCAGCCUUAGAGUUCUCAGAAAAGUCUAGCUGCUAUUCCAUACUGCCUCCUCAGGCUUUGCAGUAAUAGGUAGUUAAAUACAAAAAAGAAUUUGUUGAUUAACUUGUGACAUGAUAUGGCCAAGUCUGUCAUCAGUUUUAAGUUCCCAAUCUGCCUUUGACUAUAUUCUCCCCUUCUUUUAUGAACAGUACUCAGUUCUCCAAUGAUGGCACCAAUAUUGUUUACCCAGAAAGUCAAAUGAGCACACCGGAAUUGCUGCAAACAGUAGCAAGUAUAAGAUGUCUGUUCAAGUGCUUGGAAUAAAUCAUAAGAGAAGCAUAAUCUCCCAAAUUUAGCCUGUCCUUAAGGAAAAGGAUAAUAUAUCAAAUAUACAUAGUGCUCUAUGUUGUUGUUUUUUAAUACUACACAUAGGAUUAAAGUAUCUGGCAGAGGCACUUAUAAAUCUUACACAUAGAUUUACAGAAGGGAAUUUAGAAGCUAUCUAGUCCAAAUCCUUUAUUUUACAGGUGAGGAAACUGAGCUCAGGAAGGUUGAGUGGUUUGUCCAAUGUCACACAGGUACUCAGAGGAUUUGACCUCAGAUCUUGUGGCUGUAAGCUCACUUUCUACAAUUCCAUGAACUGCAAAUACCUUUGAUUCUCACAAUAAUCCUGUGAGGUAGGUACCAUAGCUGCUAGUAUUUCCAUUUUAUAGAUGAGGAAAAUAAAACUAAGAGAACAUAAUUUUUCCUCUAGCCACGAAACUACUUUGGGAAGUAUACUCCCAGGGGUCCUCAAACUACGGCCUGUGGGCCAGAUGCAGCAGCUGAGGACAAUUAUCCCCCUCACCCAGGGCUAUGAAGUUUAUUUAAAGGCCCACAAAACAAAGUUUUUGUUUUUACUAUAGUUCGGCUCUCCAACAAUCUGAGGGACAGUGAACUGGCCCCCUAUUUAAAAAGUUUGAGGACCCCUGUAACUAAACCAUAUGCCAUUCUUACAAGAAGGACUGAAAAUUCAUAUCCCAUUGAAUUUCACAAAAAAAUACUCUCAACAAAUUGGAACUUCUGAAAGCUAUUUGUGAUUUCUUAGCAGGACUUCUCACUGCCUUAAGAUUAUAAAUAUAAUCUCGAACUUCUUUCUGAUAUCAGAAAAGAUUCGAUACAUUAAGAUUUCUUGGGGUCAGCAUCACCCCCAUCUCUUCCCAAAAUAUCUGUGCUUUCCUAUGAACAAAGCUCCUCCAAACAGCAGAUCAUGCUAAGAUGAGAAAAAAAAGUGUAUAGCUUGGGAAAACUUUCAACAAGCAGUCACUGAAUGUCAGAACUGGCUUGAUUAUUAAUGUUGUUCUGAUAUACAGUUCCCUUUGCAAAGGGCAAAGGGAAAGUGAAGAGGGAGCAGCACCAAAUAUAGAGACAGAAAGUCAGGUGUGUCUGUCACAGUAAAUGCAUGCAAACCCCAAGCCCUUCUAAGAUUACUUUCUGUGAGGCAAUACCAGAAGUCAACAAAAGAGGGACUCAGCUGCAAGUUAGAAUAAAUACUUCCAGCCCAAGCUUCCUACCCACCAGCCGCCUUCCUCUGUCCCCAAAGAUCUCUACAAAAUUACACAUGGCUUUUUUUUUUUUCUGUUGUCUAAAAACAAACAGGACACUUAACCCUAGUUGUCUUAAUCUCACAUUUGCAUAGUAUACAGACUUAUUUGGGAUCCAAAUUAAUAAAUGGCAUAAAAGUACUCUGGA